AUGAAUCACUACAAGCAGUGCAAGACAAAGCAGAACAAAGCAGCCAAGAAGCCCAGUCGGCCAGCGGCUACAGCGUGGAACCUGGAGUCGCUCAACGCUUUGCCUGACAGGGAACGAGGGGAGAGGGGGCGCUUGGCUUGA
Molecule: messenger RNA, 141 nt
Organism: Fusarium pseudograminearum CS3096
Lineage: Eukaryota; Fungi; Ascomycota; Sordariomycetes; Hypocreales; Nectriaceae
Exons: 2
Coding region: 1-141 (46 amino acids)
Source: RefSeq, a predicted model, not a curated record